Molecule: messenger RNA, 5283 nt
Organism: Chilo suppressalis (striped riceborer)
Lineage: Eukaryota; Metazoa; Arthropoda; Insecta; Lepidoptera; Crambidae
Source: the annotation of a GenBank genome assembly
CCCUUUUUAAAUUAGAGUAAUAGCGGGUUCGUUUUGUCAAAGUCAUUGUCAAUCUGACGUUGACAUUUUGAUUAUGAUUUAAAAAUUGUAAACAUUCAGAGUCCAGAUUUAUUUCUUGUGAAUUUGGUGUUGUAGUUAAUUUUUAUAGGCGUAAAUUAUGGAAAACAUAUGAAAUUUUAAAAUCAAUUUCGUAUAUGUAAUAGAACUCACUUUGUUUGCAACUUCUAACCUGCAAAAUUGGCAAUGUCACAUAUUAACGAUAUAAUAGGUGUAGUGCGGGGUCUGCGGUUAGUGGUUGAAGCAGGCUUAAAACUACAACAAGAAAAUUCUAGAGUAAUAUGGAAUAACUCUUCUAUCAAAAGUAUUGUACAAAAUUGUCCAACUAACACUAUAUCAGCUUACAAACCUAAGCCUGGGGAUGCCAAAGAUUUGCUUGAGAGAGCCUUGGUUGUUGCUCAAGGCUUUAGACAAUUUGCUGUCUUACAUAUUUCAAAUUUUAAUGCUGAAACAGAAACACCUGAUGAAAUGGAUAAUGAACUAAAGGAGGAAAUAGAAGAAUUGAAUAGAGAGUUUAAUAAGACAUUUGAGACAUUGAAGAAGUCUCAAGACCAUAAGUCUAGUCUUUCUUCAACAAGUACCCAUUAUGUAUCACCACUUACUAAACUACAAGAUAAAAGUAAGGAACAACCUUCACCAAUUUCUCAUGAGACAAUUACAAUACCUAAAAUGGCUCCACUUUCUAAAUUUGAAAUGGAGAGACCUGAAUAUGUUGCAAGCGGGUCAAAAGAAACUCCAAAAAAACCAGUAGCUAAGAAAAAAAUAAGAGUAGCGCUAAGUGAGAAUUCAAAGGAACGGGUUGUGCCUUCAUCGCGAAUCGGCAGAAUGAUAUCUUUUGGAUCAUUAGCUGCUGGUCUAGGGGUUGGCACAGUUGCACAGUAUGCUCGCAACACAAUACAAUCAGUUACUGGGAAAACUGACGAGUCUGCCAAUGCUUUCCUGUCACCAGCAAAUGCUGAACGUAUAGUGGAUACACUGUGUAAAGUCAGAGGUGCUGCAUUGAAGUUAGGUCAAUUGCUUAGCAUACAAGAUGACACCAUGAUAUCACCAGAGCUGCAGCGUAUUUUCCAACGAGUGCGACAAUCUGCUGACUUUAUGCCCACAUGGCAGGUGGAGAAAGUAAUGUCCAUGCAGUUAGGCCCUGAUUGGAGAUCAAGAGUUCAGCACUUUGAAGAAAAGCCAUUUGCUGCCGCAUCAAUUGGUCAGGUGCAUUUGGCCAUGUUGCAUAGUGGUCAGGAGGUGGCUAUGAAAGUUCAAUAUCCUGGUGUUGCUAAAGGCAUCAAUAGUGAUAUUGACAACCUAGUUGGAGUACUAAAGGUAUGGAACAUGUUUCCCAAAGGCAUGUUCAUAGAUAAUAUAGUUGAGGUUGCUAAGAAGGAGCUCGCCUGGGAGGUAGACUACGUCCGCGAAGCCGAGUGUACCAGGAAAUUCAAAAACUUAUUAGCACCGUACCCCGAGUAUUUCGUGCCUGAAGUUAUAGACGACCUCUGCGCCUCCGAAGUGAUCACCACAGAGUUGAUAGACGGCAUGCCUCUCGAUAAAUUGUUCGACGCUCCGUACGAAACUCGCGUCGAUAUCGCAUCUAAAAUCAUGCGACUCUGCCUUAGAGAGAUGUUUGUUUUACGCUGUAUGCAGACCGAUCCGAACUGGGCCAAUUUCUUUUACAACCCGACCACCAAACAGGUAAUUCUCCUCGAUUUUGGAGCGACUCGUGAAUACUCCAAAGAAUUCAUGGACCAAUACAUUGAGAUCAUCAAAGCGGCGUCGGAGGGCAACCGCGACGGCAUUUUGAUGAUGUCACGCGAAAUGAAGUUUCUCACCGGAUACGAAUCAAAGAUCAUGGAAGAGACCCACGUGGACACGGUGAUGAUUAUGGGGGAGGUUUUCACCAGCAGUGGGGACGGAGAAUUCGACUUUGGCACUCAGAAGACCACGCGUCGUAUACAGGCUUUAGUACCGACUAUACUGACUCACAGACUGUGCCCGCCGCCCGAGGAAAUAUAUUCGUUGCAUAGGAAACUGUCGGGUGUUUUCCUACUGUGCUCCAAAAUGAAAGUGAAGAUGAACUGCCGUGUGAUGUUCGAACAAAUCUACGAGCAAUACAAGGCGGACAGCUAUAGGUAAGUUGUAUGUUGGCUGGAAGAUUCUAGAGUACCUGUAGGUCACACUGAAUGUCGACUGUCUCCUUCGACAAUUUGGUUUUAUUGGUACAUCGCAUUUUUUUGUAAUUACAUAGCAAUUAGUCACUUUGGUAUACUAGAGAGAAAGAUGGCGCAAACGAUAACACUGAUAUGUGAAAACCAUCAAGUCUUUGUAUGUACGUGUGUUACAAACACACACAUUUGUGUAAAUAAGGAAAGUUUAUAACUUAAAAGAAAAUAAGCUCUAAAAGUGUAAUGUGUAACUGCUUAACUACUCUCCACCUGAGAAGAUUGCUAAUUUUCCUACCGUCUAUUAGCAUAAAAACAUCACGCGAACUUUUAUUUAUAUCUAGUGACUCGCCCUCGUCUAGCUUCCGUGUAGGCUAGUUUUUGUUCUAGAACUUGUAUUAUACACAGUCAGGUCAUAAAUUCUGUCACAUGUUUAAUAUAAAAUAAUUGAAACAAGUUUAUUCAUUAUGUAACCAUUUAUAUACCAAAAUGAACUUAACAAAACAUAGAUAGAUUCUUAUGACAAUAAAGUUUAUUCAAAAUGACCUCCGUGAUUUUGACAGGCCUUCAUUCUGCGCGGCCAGUCGUCUAUCGCAGCACGAACGAGGUCCAUGUCAAUAUCGGCGGCUGGUUAAUCAAGGAUGUCUUGAGUGACUCCAAAUUCGGAUGAGGCUUUGAGCACGCCUUUUCCUGCAAGUGUUGCCAUAUCUUGAAAUCUAACGGACUCAAAUCUGGACUGGAGGAGGGCCAGUCUUCGUGCCGGAUGAAGUCGAUUUCACAGUCGAUUUUCAGUCUUGUGUGCUCUUCGCUCUAUGAGCUGGUGCCGAAUCUUGUUGGAAUACCCAGUGCCUUUUAUUGAACAUGGUAUGAGAAACAGGUUCCACAAGGUUCGUCAGGACUGUAUUUUGAUACACAACUGCAUUCGUUUUUACACCUUUCUCACAAAAAUGUACCUCGGUUAAGCCCCAAUAAGAAACUCCCAACCAUACCAUGAGCGAGGAUGGAAAAUGACCUCGUUGGACACGCGAAAUACGGUUUCUCGCUUCUUCACUACUGUGUGCGUACACCUUAUCAUUUUGUUUGUUGUAGCUCUCUUCUACGGUAAAAAUUUUUUCAUCCGAAAAAAGAAUUUCCCGAUAUUUUUUUCCCGCGUACCGCUUCAACAAAGCGCGGCAUCUCUUCAGUCUCAGGUCCAAUAGACGAGCAUUCAAACGAUGUCCUGUUUUUCUUCGAUAUGCCCGAAGCCCUAAUUCUUCAUUUAACACCCUUUUCACCGUGGUUCUGUUUAACCCCAUCUGAAGGGCCAACAGUUUCUGCUUACGUUUGGGAUUUCUUUGAAUUUGCGCCUUCACAGCUUUUAUCACUGCUGGAGUCCUAACAGACCGAGGGCGACCACUUCUUGACCUGUCAUCUACACUAGAGUCUUCAUUGUAUCGUUUGAUGGUACGAUAAACGAAUCUUUUAGUUAUAUUAAAAUUUUUCAGUAUGUCAAAAUUUGAAUUGGCGCGUUACCGCAACGAUACAACGCAAUAACUGCAACACGGUCUUCGUUAAGCGUCCACUCCAUAUUUAAAAAUGAGUAAAAUUCUAAAAAGUAUACAUUUUUAUUUUCAUGAGCAAUUCGAAUUCAAUAAACUUUUUUGUGGCCAGCAUUCUAAAAGUAAAGUUUUUACUGUGUGACAAUACUUAUGACCUGACUAGGUACAUUAAAACUUUCAAAGAAAAUAUUAUUUAAUUGUCGGUAACAAAUUCGUUGCACGGCUUAGGAGGAGUUAGCGGGUAUGCAGACAGACAGAUUGAAUGGCUCUAAAGAAUAGUUAAAUACAAACAUUGAACAUUACCUAAAUCGAAAUUAUAAAUCCAUUGAUGUCUAUACAUAAUUAAUUUGAUAAUAAUUAAUUUAAAGGACAAUGUUAAAAUUGGCCUUAGAACCAACACCAAUUUGGCAUUUAUGAUAAUUCUUAGUAUAUUUUUUGCGAUAAUUAUCAGUAUUUAGAUUGUGACGGACACUUCCAGUUAAGUAAGCUAAAUUAAAAAGUUAAAAAAUAAUCUGAGACAAUAAAUACCAUUUUAUGUGUAUAAUCUAUGACAGCGCUGCAAACAAAUCCCGAUUUCUUCCUAAUGCCGGUACUUCACUUGGCUUAGUUUUCCAAUUACAGAGCAUAAUGCGACUCAGUGGCGCACAAUGCCGAUGCUUAAUUGGAACGUGAAUUAGUUUUCAAAUGCACCAGCAGAGUGCGCUAAGUCAAUGUUUGUACCUUCAUCCAUACUUAUAUUUAUUUUUUUAACACAGUUUGAAUUAACUUUGAUUAUUUUAAAAGAACUACAAUGAAACGAAAGCUUUAAAAAAAUUUCAACAAAACUUAAAGAAAAAACACUUGUUAAUUUUCUGUCACUGAGUUGGUAGAUUGCACGCAUCACACGAAAACAUUAGGUACUUUUGAGAGUGCUCGAUUGUGCGAAGCGUUGCUGUAGUUGAAAUAUUCAACGUUAAGCAUUAUGCCGCUCAUAUAAUUCGCUCUAGUGCUGUAAUUGGAAAACUACCCUUAUUAAGCAUGACAAGGACAAACUGUUGUCAAGUGAAGGGCCAGCAUAAAACUCGUUACUCUGUGGUUGUGGUGCUGGCAGUUUGCAUUCGUAGUAAUCUGUGGCAUUCGUUCAUUCCAAAGCGGAUUACCUGUUGUGUGUGUUUAUUUGCGAUUGUUUUUCCUUUAAUUUAACUAUUUUGGCUAUCUAAUAUGCCAUCAAUGUUACCAAAGAGAAGAACCCUUAUUACCAAGUGCUAGUGAACCUGUGCCACAACAUCCUGCGAGGAUCAUACUGCUUAAUUAUUCAAGACCACAACACCCGAUUCACAUUCACGCUGCAUGUUUACACAAUAUACAUGUGAUAUACAAAUAAAUACAAUAUACAAUAUUAUACAACUACGUGAAAAAUAGUCAAUAAAUAAGAUGCGAAACUACAGUUUUUAUUUUAUUCAUGAUUCCUACCUAACCAAGUUUUUCCUAAUAGAUAUUCUUUAAAAUCGCACCGAAUAAAAUGAAUUUGUUGUAAUAUUAAUUUACUUUAUACUGAG